Messenger RNA from Suillus fuscotomentosus, 1031 nucleotides. RefSeq lists its product as uncharacterized. The coding region runs from base 91 to 774 and encodes 227 amino acids. The transcript has a single exon. The record is from RefSeq and is a predicted model, not a curated record. NCBI's taxonomy places the organism in Eukaryota, Fungi, Basidiomycota, Agaricomycetes, Boletales, Suillaceae.
CCAUGAAAAGGUGAGGGAGCAGGUAUAUAUGCACUGGCGCUUUCACCGGACCGGAUCGCCCCUCCUUAAAUUUGGCUCGCUGCUUCUUGAAUGUCAUCUCUCGACGUCGCCCACCGCCAGACGGGUCCGUUCUCAGGGUGUCAGAGAUUGAGGGCAUGUAGGAAAUGGCCGGUCUCUGUUAAGUCUGCGCAGACUCCGCCUCAAAGUCUGGGGGACACGUCUGAGCAGAGUCUGGGGAACACGUCUGGGUGUGUUUUGCCGGCAGGUUCCGGGUUAUCUGUUCUGACAUCAUCACUCCCGCCACGAUCUACGUCGGCCACUGCGACACUGAUCCCAUCAGCUACCCCCGUCAGUGGCUACUCACCCCCAGUGAAAACCGGACAGUGUUCAGCCACCCUUGUGUCACGCACCAGUAGGUGCAAUCAACGACGAGUCCGGUUGAUGACAUCUGCAGAAUGGCACCUGGAAUAUUUGGCAGCUGUGGAGCUGCAGUCGAUGAUAUGUUGUCUGUGGGCACGGCGGGCAACGUGGCGGGGAGAAGAUGAUGAGUCUGUGACUUGUCUGUAUAGACCUCACGCAGACUGGCCAAAUCCCGCACUUUCUGCAGAGAUUUUGCCAGUCUGUGAACGGCCAUGGGAAUCAAUCCCGCCAACGCGCCUGCCGCCGGCUAACACCUCGCUGGAAUGCUGCAUGUUCAUGUUCUGCCCGCCACCCUCCUUGCUCACCCAUCGCCUUACCCGCCCCUCUCCCUGCCCGCUUAUCUUUGGUUAUUGAGGAGGGCGGGCAGCCAUGAUGCUGUAUACGGCUGAGGCUGGAUGAUGUCAUCCUUAAGAAGGCCAGCACAUCGCAAGAACCAGCGAAGAUCAACAUAGAAAUGUGUAAAUGAGCUUACUAUGUUGCUAUUACAUGGCAACAAAAAGACUCCCAACGUCUAUGGAAGUAAGUCCUUGGUGCUAUUGCACAUAGUGAGCAAGCGUGAGAAGCAGUGACGGGCACAGAAACAUUCACACUCCGCUUGGAGGUGCCAUACU